AGGUGCGAAGGCGAAAGGCAAAGCACAGCGACGAAGAGAGCAGCAAGAAGAGACGGCGCGGCUAAACAAGAUGGUGGCCAAUACCAGCGCUGUCAACAACCCAGCACCAGACCACGGAAAGAAGGAGGAUGAGGCAUUCCGGCUCAAACUCAAGCCCCUAGGCAUACAGAUCCAGCCCAUACCUGCCGACGGGGACUGUUUAUACGCCGCCAUAGCGGAUCAAUUAGAACGCCAUUCGCGCACCGUGAAUGGGGAGGUGCCGACAGCGGCACUGAUACGCGCCUUGGCCGCAAAUCACAUGAGAAACUCGAGGGACGACUUCCUUCCGUUCUGCUUGAACGAGGAUGGCGACAUGGUGGAUUCAAGCGGGUUCGAUAGGUACUGCCAAAGCGUUGAGCAUAGCAAGCAAUGGGGUGGUCAGCUCGAAUUAAGGGCCUUGGCGGAAGCCCUACAAACGACUGUGAUAGUGUAUCAGGCCCGGUCCAAUGAGAUGCCCAUUGAGAUACCGAACUCCCAGGAGGAGCCACUUUUAGUAUCAUACCACCAGCACUCGUACACUCUGGGAGCCCACUACAACAGUCUACUCCAAACGACGUAAAGAUAGGUGUAUUCCGUAAUUUAGUAAAAACCGUAUUAAAUAAAGCAGCUAGAUCUAUGUGGUCUGCAGUACGG
Sphaeroforma arctica JP610 is the source of this 672-nucleotide messenger RNA. RefSeq lists its product as hypothetical. Gene Ontology annotation, molecular function: cysteine-type deubiquitinase activity. The record is from RefSeq and is a predicted model, not a curated record. Gene Ontology annotation, biological process: protein deubiquitination. Bases 71 to 598 code for a protein of 175 amino acids. NCBI's taxonomy places the organism in Eukaryota, Ichthyosporea, Ichthyophonida. The transcript is spliced from 5 exons.